UCAGUCUUGGUCUUUGCCACUGGUGGGGGUCUUGGAGCGGGGAGGGGUGCAGAGUGCGUGUGACUGGGGGUGCAGCCCAGGUGGCAGCUGGGCUGGGAUGGGAAGGCUCAGGGUCCCCUGGCCCCACAGCCAGCAGGAAGCCCCCCAUGGGAGCCGAGAGCAGGGGGUCUGCCCAGGGGUCUCCAGGUCCACGCUGCCCUCCCCCUCACGAGAGCACCAAGUAGUGUCUCCUUGCUGCCAAACGUCAGCUCUUGGGUGGGCCCUAGGGACACCAGCAAGCCUGCCCCUGUGCCACCUCUGUGCCUUGCUCCCUGUCGGGCCUCCAAGACCAUGCGGUCCCCAGAGGGCAGCCUCUCAGAGUGGAGAGACCCCAAGUGCCCGCUGAGCUGGCCACGUGCACCUCGGGCCCUGUCUGUCCCACAGUUGGGUGUCUCGGCACCAGGCAGUGCCCAGGGCUGUGGGCACCCCACGUCCCCGGCAUUGCUGCUCCUGCCACCCGAGGACCCCUACCCAUACCCAGCCGGAAAGCUGACCAGGCCUCACCAAGGACACUGUGCCCCGAGGUCGUGGGCACAGGACCACUCUGUCCCCACCCCCACAGACCUCCCUCAGGCACGGUCAGUCCUACACAGCCACCUCCGGGGACUCGGGGACAGGGCAGAUGUGGCCUGAGGCAGCAGGUGGGCAGGAAGCGGCGCGUCUCCCACGUGCCGCCUGCUGCCGGGUGGAGGAGCUCGCGGCUCCAGGCCGGGGCCCCCACUCGUGCACCCCCACGUCACCGUCACCGCCUGCGGCCGCAGACCAGCCCCAGCCCCAGACUCUGAGCGCACGGGGCUGGGUGGAGUCGUCGGAAGUGGCUUCGUCCCCCUCUGUGACCCCGACGUUCCCGGAACACCAGGGCCUACGGGAGCUGGACGCCGCCUCCCAGGGACCCCUGCUGAACGGUUCCCAAGUGACGCUGCCCCCAGGACGCUGGACCACGUCUGGGGCUUUGUGGCUGCACACAGACCAGGCCGAUGGAACAGUGGACGGAGCGAGCAGAGGCCUCCCCUUGGGAGCGGGAGGAGCUGGCACUGGCGCUGAGGCGGCUGUAAUAACAGCGUGUCGGCCUGUGUUGUCGUGUUUGCGUCUCUGCCGCUGAAGUUAUUAGUGCGGGCGGGGCGGGGCGGCUCCCGACGCUGCAGCUCGGGCCCAGGAAAGCGGGUGGCACCUUUGGACCUGCCCUGCCUCCCGCUGUCCCAGCCGCCGCCCCUGCCCUGCCUGGGCCCAGUCUUGAGUGGCCUCUGGGACAAGACCAGGAACCCCCAUUGUCCCCAAGGACCCAGGCUCUACCCCCGCAAUGCCUCCUGGCCGUCCCACCCCUCCCGUGCAGGUGGGGGCCCUUCAGGAUGGCCACUGGAGGGCAUAGGGACACGUCACCCCUCCACCUCCAUCCCUGCCCCUCCAGGCUUCUGCAAGCUGCACCUGUAGCCCCUUGAGACAGGGACACAGCUGACCUCUGCCAAGGGCGAAGUGACCCGGUUGGGGAGAAUCAGGGGCAGAGCCUGCUUCCCAAGGGCUGCCUGCGAAGCACAGCGGUGGCUGCUGGGGCCAGCUUCCUCCUAAAGAGAUGUGACCAGGUUGGCCAGGGGCCCUCUCUGGAAGGACCUGCUGGACUUCAUCCCGACUCCUUCAGACCCAGCUAGACUGGCCAGAUGAGAUGAGCCCCAGAACAGGGACCGUUGCCCUUGGCACUGGGACCUCUGGGUCCAGCAGCACCCCUGGCUCUGGGCGGUGCCUGAGGUUGCAUGUCCACCAGUUCCCAGGAGGCACCAGCACAGCCGAGGCAGAGGGACCUGUCCCCCUACUCUAGGUCCUCCACUGUGGCAUCCUGGCAGGGUAGGGUGCUGAGCAGCGCCCUGCCACCACCCACUCCACACAGGAACUCCUCAGACGUGGCCUGGAGUCCCUGGGAGGACAGGAUGAACCUGGGUCGGUCUGGGGUUCUAGCAGCCGCCCCAUCCCCCACGUGGUGCGGGGAAGAUGCCCGAGCAAAGCAACGACUACCGGGUGGUGGUGUUCGGCGCGGGCGGCGUGGGCAAGAGCUCGCUGGUGCUGCGCUUCGUGAAGGGCACGUUCCGCGACACGUACAUCCCCACCAUCGAGGACACCUACCGGCAGGUGAUCAGCUGUGACAAGAGCGUCUGCACGCUGCAGAUCACGGACACCACCGGCAGCCACCAGUUCCCGGCCAUGCAGCGCCUGUCCAUCUCCAAGGGCCACGCCUUCAUCCUGGUGUUCUCCGUCACCAGCAAGCAGUCGCUGGAGGAGCUAGGGCCCAUCUACCAGCUCAUCCUGCAGAUCAAGGGCAGCGUGGAGGACAUCCCCGUCAUGCUGGUGGGGAACAAGUGUGACGAGACGCAGCGGGAGGUGGACACCCGCGAGGCCCAGGCGCUGGCCCAGCAGUGGAAGUGCGCCUUCAUGGAGACGUCGGCCAAGAUGAACUACAACGUGAAGGAGCUCUUCCAGGAGCUGCUGACGCUGGAGACGCGCCGCAGCAUGAGCCUGAGCAUCGACGGCAAGCGCUCCGGCAGGCAGAAGAGGACAGACCGGGUCAAGGGCAAGUGCACCCUCAUGUGAGCCGGUGCCGCCCUCGCCAGCCCCGCCGCGCCGCUCCCCUCCUCCCCUCCUCCCCUCCUGCUCCUCCUGCUCCUCUUCCUCCUCCCCUCCUCCCCUCCUCCCCUCCUGCUCCUCCUGCUCCUCCUGCUCCUCUUCCUCCUCUUCCUCCUCCCCUCC
This is a messenger RNA of Sciurus carolinensis (gray squirrel), 2775 nucleotides long. RefSeq names its product DIRAS family GTPase 1 (gene Diras1). The coding region runs from base 2023 to 2619 and encodes 198 amino acids. The transcript is spliced from 2 exons. Gene Ontology annotation, biological process: signal transduction. Lineage: Eukaryota; Metazoa; Chordata; Mammalia; Rodentia; Sciuridae. Gene Ontology annotation, molecular function: GTP binding; GTPase activity; GDP binding. Gene Ontology annotation, cellular component: plasma membrane. The record is from RefSeq and is a predicted model, not a curated record.